CACAGAGAGAGAGAGAGAGAAAGAAAGGACAUAAACAAAAAGAAACGGUUUAUACAACAGAAAAAGAAAAAGGAGAAAAAAACAGCUGCCAGACGCAACAAUGGCAGACAAAAUGUCGUCGACCGCCGUCGCCUCCAAUAGUCUCGGCAAUUUUUUCCAGCGCUUCCAGGGCCUGCAGAGCCACAGAAACGCCAUGGACGACCUCAUCAAGGACCUCCUGAUUCACUGCAACCAGGUCGAGAGCGACCUGCGCGAGGAGAGCCAGCGGCUCGUCAGCGCGCACAUGGACCUCGCCAAUGCGGUCAAUGCCGGCCGCGAGCUGCAGCAGGUCGUUGAGUUUUAUCAGGAGCAGGAGGAGAGGACGCAGGAGAGGACGUUGAAGGAGAUUGAAAAGAUUAAGAAACACAAUUCAUAUGUCAUGGUGCUGAUAGAUGGCGAUGGCCUUGUGUUCCGAGAGACAUAUAUCAAACAGGGCCUCGAGGGCGGCAAAAGGGCUGCAUACGCCUUGCGAACCGCCGUGGCCGACCUCUUUGGUGAAGAUGCCGAGGACAUGGAAAUCGUGGCCAAGGUCGUCGCCAACCUCUCUGGCCUAGGCAAGGCCAUGCAGCGAGACGGCUGCUUAGACAAUCCCAGCCUGCUCAAGGACUUUGCGCUCGGCUUCACCCAGGCCAAGGCUAGCUUUGAUUACAUUGACGUCGGCCAUGGAAAGGAAAGGGCCGACUCCAAAAUUAGAGCCAGAUGGCAUCUGCGGAAUUACAACUGCCGUCAUAUUCUGCUGGGCAUCUCGCACGACUCCGGCUAUGCCCCUUUUCUGGACGAGACCCUCCAGAGCGAGGCCACUCGCCAGAGAAUCAGCAUCAUCGAGGGCGUCGCGACGGUGCCCGACCUGCGGGCCACCAACAUUAGCAUAAAGAGAUUGGGCAAUGAGCUGUUCCGCGAGGACAAGCUUCACGACAAGAUUGCCUCGCCCCAACAGCACUCGGCGCCAGCACCCAGCCAACCGGCUCAGGCGGCUGCUCAACCUCCCCCAGCGCCUCAACCGGCCGCAAAGGAGGCUUGUUCUCCCGCGACAAGCCCCGUCGUCAGCACCGCCAGCUCCAAAGAGACCCGCACGCCGGUCGUGUCAUACGCCGGCAUCGCCUCGGCCAGCCCGCCGCCCAAAAUCACGCUCCCCCUCGCACGAAAGCAGACGCAACCCACCGGCUCGGACAGCUCGCGGAAUAGGGGCUCGCAGCGCUCGCAGCAAGAAGGCCACUACAUUCUCAUUCCGCCCAGCCAGCCGCAGAACUGGAACCCUGGCCCUCGCGGCCUCGACGAGCCCAUCAGAGUCAAUGUCCAGGUGCUCGAAGCCGUCAAGAAGCGAAAAGAGGACAAGCUGUGCAACAACCACUACCUCCGUGGCCCUUGUUCUAAGAGGGACACUUGCUCCUUUGUUCAUGACCAUAAGAUUACCGAUGACGAAAUGAAGGCGGUUGCCGUGCUGGCGCGCCAGAACCCUUGCUCGUCUGGACAGUAUUGUGAAGCGGAUGACUGCAUCUACGGCCAUCAUUGCCCGAGCAUCAGGAACGGUGUCUGCCAACACUUUCAUUGCAGAUUCUCCGAGGAAGCUCAUCCUCCAGGGACGGAAUAUAAAGGAAACUUUUGA
This is a messenger RNA of Trichoderma reesei QM6a, 1645 nucleotides long. RefSeq lists its product as uncharacterized. The transcript is spliced from 5 exons. Gene Ontology annotation, molecular function: metal ion binding. The coding region runs from base 101 to 1645 and encodes 514 amino acids. The record is from RefSeq and is a predicted model, not a curated record. NCBI's taxonomy places the organism in Eukaryota, Fungi, Ascomycota, Sordariomycetes, Hypocreales, Hypocreaceae.